Cladocopium goreaui is the source of this 5901-nucleotide messenger RNA. The record is from the annotation of a GenBank genome assembly. Lineage: Eukaryota; Dinophyceae; Suessiales; Symbiodiniaceae.
AUGACCAUCCGGAAUCAGGUCGGCCAUUUGUCCCGAGCUGACAUUCAGCAUCUCCAGCCCGAGGAACAGCUCAAGAAGUGGCACGAAAUGCUCUUGCCGAAAGAGGUCGACCUCAUUUCCGAGCUGGACGCCACGAACAUUUUCUUCAUCAACGCCGAGUCGGUGAUCUGUGAUCUGCUGAUCUCUUCGGGCGAAGGCAGCUUUGAUGAGGACAUCUUGGGUGUCGGGAUGGCUGAACCCGAGCCCUGGCGGAAGACAGGACGAAAAGCUGGUGAGGAACACUGGCUUGGGUUGACACCCAGCGCUGUUGUAGAGGUGAGCCUCUAUGACGAUGCGGGGCGACAGCAGGGCCGAGGUGUUGUGAAAUUGCAGCACCGCGCCAUAGAGGAUGAGGCUGGCAAAGGUCAAACCUGGCGAGGAUUCUUUCUGGCCAUUGAAGACGGAUAUUACGAGUGGUGGGUACAAAAUCAUUACCCCACGAAGGUGCUGCCAUUCCACUUCUGUCAGGUGGCGGCCCAUCGGUGUGGGGAGCAAACGCUGUACCGGGACCCCAUCCACGUUGACGUCUUCAGAGUCUUGCCGGAUGAUACAUACGUGAGGCUGCCGUGGAUGACCGAUGAAAAGAAUGAGAAGGCCAAAAGCUUGUUGGCACUCCACGCCACGCAGGCGCCUGCGGUCCCAGCCCUCGCCUCUCCAGCUGUGGGGGGUGGGGAUGGUGGCCGUGGGAGCCGAGCUGAUGGUGAAGUGGAGGUGGGUGAAGCUGGCAUUGCAGGGCUGGCUCGAGCACUUGGAACUGCAGGAGAUCGUGGCGACAAGAGAGAGAGGCAGAUCGACGAUGAUAAGGAGGAAAAGAAGAAAAGGAAGGAGAAGAAGGCACCAGUGGAUGCCCGAGAGGAAGGCCUUCGAGCCGUUCUGAAUAAGCGGAAGGCACCGCUACCUACCGGGGGUGCGGUCAAGCUGAAAGGAGACGACCUGAAGAAGAAGAAGAAAAAGAAGCGGAAAAGAGAUUCAGAGAAAAAGCGGAAGUCCAAAAAGGAGGAAGCUAGCAAGGGGUCCUCCGAGGAAAGUGACUCAGGGGACGACGAGACCUCCUCAUCGAGUUCAGGGUCGCUUUUUCAGUUGGCCGCGCUGCCACAGGGAGUAGACCGAUUGCACCGGUUGCAUCAGGAGAAGCCAGGGGCUCUGGCGGACCUAACGCUCCGGCGCUUUCAGGAGCUCCUGAACCGCUCAAUAGGCGGGGGAACGGCCGAGACAGAGCAGGAGAUGCCGCCGGUAGCGCGCGCAUACCUCAGCCAGAUCUACAUGGUGCGCCAUCCAGAAGCAGCGAUUGGCCUGCGGAAUCUGAGAGAGCUGCGUACGUUGGCGACGCUGGUGGAUCUCAUGGCCAUGAACGACUCUCUCCGUGCACUCGACGUGGCCGUACAGAGAAUGAAGAGCAUCGAGCUGUUCAUAGCUCAGGGCCAAUGGAGUCAAGCAAACUUGCUGGAGCUCAUUGUGCCGGAGGAGGAGCAACGAGCCUGGUUCCGACAGGAGUUGAAGGCAGCCCAGCAAGAGCACAAGAGCGACCUGAGGCUGCAGAGGGACCAAUGGCCGAAAAGGAGGGCCGCCUGGUAUCCCUCCCCCGGAGGGGGGGGGAACAUGGACAAGAAGGAAGCGGAAGGAAAAGACGGAGAAUACCCAGCGAUGGAAAGGGCCCUAAAUGAAUGUGAAGUGUCUGAAGAAACACGAGAGAAGGUCAGAAGCCUCAUGCAGGAUCCGGAGGUGGUGGCGCUCUAUCGACUCAGGAGGUUUGCGUUGGGCAAGAGCCCAAACUGGAAGAUGAUAGAGCAGGAUUUCUUUGAGAUGAUUGCCAAUGUCGCUGGAGACCCACCUGCACUGGUAAAGAAGCAGUUGCGGCUCAGCUGUCAAUUCCUAGGAGAGGAAUUGAUACCAUCCGCAUCGGAAGUGGCCUGCCGGCUCUUGGGGGUCGACCAAUCUCAGGCCGGGGUUGAUCCUCGGUCUGGGGAAGGUCGGCUCCUAAAGUUGGUGAAUGGCAUUGAAGUGCGAGCUGCUGACAUUGAGUGGAAGAGAGAGGACGGGGUUUAUGUUGGCACCCCUCACAAAGAGUUUGGUGCCUCAAUCUACCACCAGGAGUUUGUCAGUCAGUUGGAUAAGGAAAAAGUGAGGAUAUCUUUGGUGGGUCAACACUUAUAUGUUGGCUCAAAGGACCUGAGAGCUGCCGACUGGUUGAUUCAGGAAUUUGGGCUGAUUCCAAAAGAGCACGUGACGCCGGUCUCAUGGAGGCAGAUGAUGCGGCGAGGGCUGGGGCUCAGCUUGUCGGUGAGUCUUGUGGGGGUGGUCUUAAAAGUCGGCAUUCAAGACCGCCCUGGAGAGUUGGGCAACUUAGCGCGUGCCCUUCCUUGCUGCGCUCUGGAGAACUUUCACCGACUGGCAAAGGAGCUACUCCCAUUGCCAAUGCCCAUCAUGACCGACGAAGAACUGGCUUUUGAGGCAGCGGUGAAGGAGGUCCUCUGUGGCCGCUUGGAUGUGACCAGUGAGAGUUGGAGGAAGCUGAACAGUGAGGCAAAGGAAAUCGGUGUGAAGGCAUGGACCUGGCUGCAGUGCUUCGUGAUCAACCACCUAUACUGCCACGGAGCAGGUGGUCGCAUGCUGUCUGAGUGCAUGCUUCAUGCGAAGGAACCUACUGCGAGCCAGGAAAGAUCCAUCAAGCGACUUGACAGCUUAAGCAAAAAAUGGAUUGAAGAAGAUAAGGAGGAUGCGAUCAGGGCAGACACCUGGGAGAAGUCGUCUGAGACAUUGGGGGACAUGUACACAGGACCCAACGUAGGGAAAUCCUAUCCUCUGACAUUGGAGGCAAUACUCCCCACAACACCAGGUGCGAGUGAAGCGGCGAGGAUCCCAUUGUCAGAAGUGGUGAGCGACUCGGUCAAGGAAUAUGUGGAUGACCCUUCGCUGCUGCGUAUCCCGGACGAGGAGCUCAUUGGGCCACGCACCUCAGCGUUGGUGCAAGUCACCAGCCAGGAGGAGUGGGACAAGAUCGUGAGCCACCUGGUAGAUGCAGGCAUGCUUGAGAGGGAAGUUGAGGCAGAGACCUUCAAGUAUCGAGGGGAGCCAGUUCGUAAUGGGGCGUUUGGCGUCCACAAGAGUUGGGUGCUGAAGGAGGAUGGAGAAUGGCUCCGCACGUUGAGAUUGAUCAUCAACAUGAUCCCCGGCAACUCGUUCCAGAGACGCAUGCCAGUGAGAGCUUCGGAGAAGAUGGGUUAUGCCCCGCUGUGGGGGAACCUCUACUUGCAUGAGGACGAAAUCAUCAUAUGUGCCGCUGAGGACCAGAAACACUGCUUUCAUAUCUACCGGCCAGGAUAUGCAUGGCGAGCCUUCUUCAGUUUGAGUAGGAUGGCUUCAGGACAGGCCUUCAAAGAUGGAAAGGUGGAGAAAGGUUACCCUCGAGUGAAGAGUGCACCCAUGGGGUGGAACAAUGUGGUGGACUUUAUCCAGGACGGCUUUGAGAACAUGGCCAAGAUGGCAGGUUUGGCGCCUAAUCAAGUUAUUCGAAUGGGCGAGCCGAGCCCGUUGGAACCUUUGGCAACUCCCAGAUCAUUCUUUUCGUUCUAUGUGGACAACUUUGACCAGCUGAAGAUCAUCUGGAGGACCGACCGGGGGCUGUACGAAGGCCAGCCGACCGAUGAACAACUCCAAUUGCGAGAGACCAUGGAGGAAUUGACUGUAGGGAGAGACCCCAAGAAAGCAGCUGAGGGAUCAAUCAGCUGGACCAGUUUGGGAGCCGAAGUGGCUGGAGAGGAAGGAUGGAUUGGCAGCUCGCGGAGCUUCCGCCGGGCACUUCUGAGUGCUAACCUUGGGCUGUUGGUGGGGGAUGAGGUCCGUACUGAUUCCCCCAAUCUGCAGUCUGUGGUUUCAAAGAACAUGCACUCGGUGCAAUACAACCGGCAGCUGGCAGUGUUGUUUGACAGGCUGUACGCGGAAAUGAAUGCCAGCAGGCCACGACUCUUGAGUGAGAAAGGUCGCGACGAGCUCUUGCUGCUAUGCUGCUCACUGCCCAUGCACUGGCUUGACGUCAAGAUGAAAGUGUCAGGCCAAGUGUAUGCGACAGACGCGAGUCCAGAAGGCGGAGGAGCCUGCUGCACUACUGGCCUGAGCCCCUGGGGAAGUGCAAGACUUCACAGCCUCAGUCAUGAGCGUGAUGGACUGGAGGGAGCCGCUACUGAGAAUGCCCUAGUGAUCGAAUGCUUUGCGGGCAUGGGAGGCCUGAAGCAAGCACUGGAUUUGAUUGGGUUUGAGCCCGCUGGGGUGGUGGCAAUUGAUACCUCGGCUGAGUGCUGUAAGGUAUACAAGCAGCACUGCCGCCACGUCAUCUGGGUUCAGAAGAUUGAGUCCGUGACGGAGGAGCAGGUCUUGGAAUGGAGAAGGCGAUUUCCGCGCGCCACAAAGGUGGUCAUUGGAGGAGGAUGGCCAUGCAUCAACCACUCGGUGCUGAACCCUAGACGACAGGGAGCAGAAGGAGCUUCGAGCAAGCUGCUGGACGACAUGUUGGCAAUCAGAGGAUGGUUGGGAUCGUGCUCAGAGAAGUUGCACCUUCCCCCAUGGAAAGUAGUGGAGAUUUUCGAAAAUGUGGUCAUGGAUGAUGCAGAUUACGAAGCCCAAAGCAAGAAGAUUGGGUACACGCCCUACUUUGUUGAGGCUGCUGAGAUUGGGCGUUGCCGAAGACCCAGGCUCUACUGGAUUUCAGGGGUGGACCUUGUGGCUGGAGAUGAUCUGUCUGUCGCCGCGCGGCGAACUCUGAGAGGUCACAACUACCAGGUGAAGCAAAUCAAGGUGGACACGGAACGUCCCCCGCUCACAUGGUUCCUGAAUGAAGGGACCACCAAGAUGGCCGAACCUGAAGAGCCGUUUGCAACGUUCACCCGGCCAAUCGCUCGACAGAGCCCUCCAGAAGAUCCUGCCGGGUUUGACCAGGCCACAGAGAAGGCCUUGAAGCGGUGGCGCGGAGACAGUUACAGGCUCCAGCCCUACCAAUAUGAGCCUCGUAACCUGGUAACCGACAAGAAUGGGCCCAGAAGGCCUGCAGUCGAAGAGCAGCUCCGGAUGAUGGGUUUCCAAUCCACACACCUCAAUACCAAAACCAAGCUCAGUGCAGACCUGAGAGGUCAAAUGGUUGGGAAUUCCUUUUCAGCGAUGGUGGUGGCUCGGCUCUUGGUGGGCCUGGUGUUGAAGCCGGAGCAAUGUGUUGGAAAGGAUGUCAGCCUGAUGCUCUGGGAAGUCUGGAAAGCCAAGGAAGACAAAGCUGGUCAAGAAGGAAAACCUUGGAAAGUGAGGUUUGCAAGUGUGGCUGCGGGGGUUCCUGGGGUGGUGAGCCUGCUCGAGCGGGUCUUGCCAUCACCAGUCGCGCCCCUGCGGUCAUUCAUUGACCCUCAACAGUGGCUGACAGACGAAGAGAUGCUGAGCUACUUGUUAGCUCGCAAUGGGACACACCGUGGUGCUGAGAUCCGGAUUGACUUGGGGAUGCCUUACUCCGUUGGUGAACUGUGCCGGCAGAGCAUUGAUCCCAGUCACUGGAUUUGGAAAGUCUUGAUGUCCUACUCAUGGAGAGAGCCAGGACAACACAUCAACAUCUUGGAGUUGGUGGCGGUCCUUGAUCUUCUCCGCCGGCAAGGACGCGAUCCAAAGCAUCAUGACCAACGCUUGAUCACACUUGUGGACAACCAAGUUGCAAUGAGCUGCCUCUCGAAGGGACGCAGCUCCGCUCGAGCCCUCCAAGGUCCCCUACGCCGCAUCAGUGCCGUAUGCCUAGCCGCACACUUUCGACUCUGCCUCGGAUGGAUCAAGAGCAAGUGGAACCCAGCUGAUGGGCCCAGUAGAUGGGCCAAGCGUCGUCGCAAUGCCUAG